Messenger RNA from Coregonus sp. 'balchen', 20764 nucleotides. The record is from the annotation of a GenBank genome assembly. Lineage: Eukaryota; Metazoa; Chordata; Actinopteri; Salmoniformes; Salmonidae.
AUGAUGGGGCCCCAGUCAUGCUUCCUGGGUUUGGCUCAUUUAAAGGGAUAGUCCUAGUGAUUUUACAUAAUUAGAUAGAUAUGAAAUAACUAACAUAUCUUUCAGGUCUCCCUUGUAAAAGAGGUCCCUUAACCUCAAUGGGAAAUAAAAAUGUGAAUAUAUAAAAUCGCCUAACUAUCCCUUUAAGGCGGUAGCGUUGCCCCUGACCUGCACAGUCCGCUUUUGUAAUGGCCCUUUAAAGCAGCUGGAUAAGGGUUCAGCCCUUCUUGCCCCCUCUCUCUGGUCAGGUCAGGUCUGCCCUCUCAAGAUUGGCAGGCAGUGUAAGGAGGAUUUCAGCCGGUCAGUCGGCUCUAAUCAGUGCUUCAGAUUACGAUAUUUAUAGGCUGGUUCAGUUAGUCAUCGAGCAGUUGGUGUUGUUUACUUAGUGACCAGGGCCUACACUAUAUAUACGAAAGUAUGUGGACACCCCUUCAAAUUAGUGGAUUUGGCUAUUUCAGCCACACCCGUUGCUGACAGGUGUAUAAAAUCGAGCACACAGCCAUGCAAUCUCCAUAGAUGGCAGUAGAUUGGCCUUACUGAAGAGCUCAGUGACUUUCAACAUGGCAUUGUCAUAGGAUGCCACCUUUCCAACAAGUCAGUUAGUCAAAUUUCUGCCCUGCUAGAGCUGCCCCGGUCAACUGUAAGUGCUGUUAUUGUGAAGUGGAAACGUCAAGGAGCAACAACGGCUCAGCCGCAAAGUGGUAGGUCACACAAGCUCACAGAAUGUUUUCAGAGUGCUGAAGCGCAUAGCGUGUAAAAAUCGUCUGUCCUCUGUUGCAACACUUACUACCGAGUUCCAAACUGCCUCUGGAAGCAACGACCACACAAUAACUGUUCGUUGGGAGCUUCGUGAAAUGGGUUUCCAUAGCCGAGCAGCCAAGCGUCGGCUGGAUUGGUGUAAAGCUCGCCGCCAUUGGACUCUGGAGCAAUGGAAACACGUUCUCUGGAGUGAUGAAUUACGCUUCACCAUCUGGCAGUCUGAUGGACAAAUCUGGGCUUGGCGGAUGCCAGGCGAAUGCUACCUGCCCGAAUGCGUAGUGCCAACUGUAAAGUUUGGUGGAGGAGGAAUAAUGGUCUGGGGCUGUUUUUCAUGGUUCAGGCAAGGCCCCUUAGUUCCAGUGAAGGGAAAUCAUAACGCUACAGCAUACAAUGACAUUCUAGACGAUUCUGUGCUUCCAACUUUAUGGCAACAGUUUGUGGCAACAGGCCCAUUCCGGUUUAAGCAUGACAAUGCCUCCGUGCACAAAGCGAGGUCCAUACAGAAAUGGUUUGUCGAGAUCGGUGUGGAAGAACUUGACUGGCUUGCACAGAGCCCUGAGCUCAACCCCAUCGAACACCUUUGGGAUGAAUUGGAAUGACGACUGCGAGCCAGGCCUAAUCGCCCAACAUCAGUGCCUGACCUCACUAAUGCUCUUGUGGCUGAAUGGAGGCAAGUUCCCGCAGCAAUGUUCCAACAUCUAUUGGAAAGCCUUCCCAGAAGUGUGGAGGCUGUUAUAGCAGUAAAGGGGGGACCAACAUGAUUUUGGAAUGAGAUGUUCGACGAGCAGGUGUCUUCAUGCUUUUGGUCAUGUAGUGUAUAUUCUUAAAGUUUCUCAGUAGGAUCUAGGAUCCGUUUUGCCUUUUAAGAUCAUAAUGAAUAAGAUUAUAUGGACAGGGGAUGGACCUGAUUCUAGAUGGAUUUACCAUACCAUCCGAUUACCUUAUAAUCUGUUGAUACUCUGAGAGGAAACUCUCUGAACCUCUGUUACUUUACUCCGUUUCAGUGAGCUCCCAUAGUUCUUAUUAUCUACAUGUUAGGCAUCAAGGCUAAGACAAUUAGCUCAUGCUAUUGUUAGCGAGCUGGGCGCUGCCAAGAAUGCUUAAAGGGAUAGGACACAGCAUUUCCCUGUAGAUAGCCAGGGGGAGAUUACAGACAAACUCCAAACGUGUUAUUUAAAUAGGACCUCAAUUAACCCCUACAACACUGGCAGUUCACGUGAAACCAUUUCACAUUUAAAAUAAUUUGUAACUUUAAUAGGACAUUGCUCUACAUGGGUUAGAAAUAGGCCUAAUCAUUUAUUUGCCAAGCUCGACAUGAACCCAGGACCAAAUCUCUACCUCCACUUCAAGCCCCAUCUUGAAUCGUCAACAUUGAGUGACGCGUUUGCCUUGCACUGCACCAAAUCAUGAUUCAUCAACUCACCCGAAGAUUUCACAUUUUGUCACAAGCGAUUAGGCUCUUACAGUGACUGUGGCUAACACGAUGAUUUGACUUGCAACGCAAUUUGAGUCAAAUGUAACACUGAAAAUGGCCUUGCCAGGUUGAUAUGGCCUUAUGUAGGGUCCCGGGUGUCAUCCUUGUCUUCUAGCAUCACCCCCAUAUCCUGUCUUGAUACAUGUGAUUGUUUGACUCUUUAAGACGUUACUGAGUCGCCAUUCUCUUUUAUUCCUUCCGCAGGAUCACUGUCACUACCGGGGCUAUGUGGAGGAUGUGGAGGAAUCGUCUGUGGCCAUGAGUAUCUGCUCUGGGCUAAGGUAACCCUUACCGAAAAAACAGGCUUCUGGCAAAUCUUUGGCCAAUUUGCUGUAAAUUUGGGGCAAGCUCAUAUUUUUACAUGCAAAUUUGUUUUGUGGCGAACUGUUGCGGCAAAUUUGUGGCGAACUUUUGGCAAACAAUUCUGGGAAACUUGUGCCGAACAUUCUGUUUGCUGCAAAUUUGCUUCAAACUCAUUAUGAAAAUGCCAAUUAGAUCAGGUUUUUUGUUUGUUAUUAACAAUAUUGAAAUGUCCUAUCUACAUAAACCAUCACAUAACUUGAAAGGAAAUAUCCACCCAAAACCACUAAUUCCUUUAAUUUAAAGUGUUAAAUAACACUGUGAGAACAAUGUUUCUUGGGAACAAAUGUUUCAUUUUGGCGUUAUAAUAAGGUUGGUAGCAACAUGGAAAAUUAUUGUGGAAAUCUGAUGCAGCUCAAGUCGACUACAAAAUCUGCAAUGCAAUGCUCUCUCUAUGGGCUGGCUGGCUGGCUAGUUAGCUAGCUAGGUAUAGGUAGCUAGCUAGCAAGCGUAGCUACACACAAUAAUACCAAAGACAAUAUAAACAUAUAAAGUAGGUAGUUAGCGGUAAAAUCGCCUAAACAAACUGCACUAUCAAUUUAGGAGUCUACAAUCUCACCAUGUUCAACCUGCAUAAAGUGUGCUCUUCACGGAAGAAUCGGGAUUUCAACUGUACAGGUCAGAUGGCAGACAGCUUGUCUGGCGUCAUGUGGGCGAGCGGUUUGCUAAUGUCAAUGUUGUGAACAGAGUGCCCCACGGUGGCGGUGGGGUUAUGGUAUAGGGCAGGCAUAAGCUACGGAUAACCAACACAAUUGCAUUUUAUCGAUGGCAAUUUUAAUGCACAGAGAUACCGUGACGAGAUCCUGAGGCUCAUUGUCGUGCCAUUCAUCCGCCGCUGUCACCUCAUGUUUCAGCAUGAUAAUGCACGGCCCCAUGUCACAAGAAUCUGUACACAAUUCCUGGAAGCUGAAAAUGUCCCAGAUCUUCCAUGUCCUGCAUACUCACCAGACAUGUCACCCAUUGAGCAUGUUUGGAAUGCUCUGGAUCGACGUGUACGACAGCGUGUUCCAGUUCCCGCCAAUAUCCAGCAACUUUGCACAGCCAUUGAAGAGGAGUGGGACAACAUUCCACAGGCCAUAAUGAACAGCCUGAUCAACUAUAUGCGAAGGAGAUGUCGCACUGCAUGAGGCAAAUGGUGGUCACACCAGAUACUGACUGGUUUUCUGAUCCACGCCCUUACCUUUUUUUUAAGGUAUCUGUGACCAACAGAUGCAUAAUCGGUAUUAACCGGUCAUGUGAAAUCUAUAGAUUAGGGCCUAAUGAAUUUAUUUCAAUUGACUGAUUUCCUAAUAUGAGCUGAAAUUGUUGCAGUGUAGUUUGCAGCAAAUUUGCAAGAUAAUUUUUUUAUUGUAAGGGUUUUGUUAUAAAAAGUGACAACACUCUGGACUUGAGAGGUUGGGGGGGAUUUAAGCUGUCAAGAUUACCAGGAGGGUGUUCAAAGCCUGUGGUUUAGUCGCAACACCAGGUGCUCUCAAAUAUGCCUCCCCACCGGAGAGCGGGGUUCAAACCCCAUAAUGAUGAAGCAAAAACAGGUUUUUAUAAUGUUUUGCAAAUGUAUUACAAAUUAACUGAAAUAUCACAUUUACAUAAGUAUUCAGACCCUUUACUCAGUACUUUGUUGAAGCACCUUUGGCAGCGAUUACAGCAUCGAGUCUUCUUGGGUAUGACGCUACAAGCUUGGCACACCUGUAUUUGGGGAGUUUCUCCCAUUCUUCUCUGCAGAUCCUCUCAAGCUCUGUCAAGUUGGAUGGGGAGUGUCACUGCACUGUUUUUUUUAGGUCUCUCCAGAGAUGUUCGAUCGGGUUCAAGUCCGGGCUCUGGCUGGGCCACUCAAGGACAUUCAGAGAUUUGUCCCGAAGCCACUCCUGCGUUGUCUUGGCUGUGUGCUUAGGGUCGUUGUCCUGUUGGAAGGUGAACCUUCGCCCCAGUCUGAGGUCCUGAAUGCUCUGGAGCAGGUUUUCAUCAAGGAUCUCACUGUACUUUACGCCGUUCAUCUUUGCCUCAACCCUGAAUGGUCUCCCAGUCCCUGCUGCUGAAAAACAUCCCCACAGCAUGAUACUGCCACCACCAUUCUUCACUGUAGGAUGGUAACAGGUUUCCUCCAGAUGUGACGUUUGGCAUUUAGACCAAAUAGUUAAAUCUUGGUUUCAUCAGACCAGAGAAUCUUGUUUCUCAUGGUCUGAGAGUUUUUAGGUGCCUUUUGGCAAACUCCAAGUGGGCUGUCAUGUGCCUUUUACUGAGGAGUGGCUUCCAUCUGGCCACUCUACAAUAAAGGCCUGAUUGGUGGAGUACUGCAGAGAUGGUUGUCCUUCUGGAAGGUUCUCCCAUCUCCACAGAGGAACUCUGGAGCUCUGUCAGUGACCAUGGGUUCUUGGUCACCUUCUUCACCAAGGCCUUUCUCCCCUGAUUUCUCAGUUUGGCCGGGUGGCCAGCUCUAGGAAGUGGUUUGGUGGUUCCAAACAAGACAUGUUUUGGUACCCUUCCCCAGAUCUGUGCCUCAACACAAUCUUGUCUCGGAGCUCUACGGACAAUUCCUUCGACCUCAUGACUUGGUUUUUGUUCUGACAUGCACUGUCAAUUGAGGGACCUUAUGUAGACAGGCGUGUACCUUUCCAAAUCAUGUCCAAUCAAUUUAAUUUACCACAGGUGGACUCCAAUCAAGUUGUAAAAUCAUCUCAAGGAUGAUCAAUGGAAACAGGAUGCACCUGAGCUCAAUUUCAAGUCUCAUAGCAAAGGGUCUGAAUACUUAUGUAAAUAAGGUAUUUACGUUUUUUAUUUUUAAUAAAGGUGCAAAAACAACUUUCUAAAAACCUGUUUUCACUUUGUCAUUAUGGGGUAUUGUGUGUAGAUUGAGGAGUAAAAUGUUUUAUUUAAUCUAUUUUAGAAUAAGGCUGUAAUGUAACAAAAUGUGGAAUUUGUAAAUAAAACAUUUUACUCAAUCUACACACAAUAACCCAUUAUGACAAAGCGAAAAUAAGUUGUUAGAAUUUUCAGAAUUAUAAAAAAACGAAAACAUAAAUACCUUAUUUACUUAAGUAUUCAGACCCUUUGCUAUGAGACUUGAAUUUGAGCUCAGGUGCAUCCUGUUUCCAUUGAUUCUUCUAAGUAGCCACCAUUUGCCUUGUUGACAGCUUUGCACACUCUUGGCAUUCUCUCAACCAGCUUCAUGAGGUAGUCACCUGGAAUGCAUUUCAAUUAACAGCUGUGCCUUGUUAAAAGUUAAUUUGUGGACUUUCUUUCCUUAGUGUGUUUGCGCCAAUCAGUUGUGUUGUGACAAGGUGGGGGUGGUAUACAGAAGAUAGCCCUAUUUGGUAAAAACCAAGUCCAUAUAAUGGCAAGAACAGCUCAAAUAAGCAAUGAGAAACGACAGUCCAUCAUUACUUUGAAGCUGAGAAAAAUGUGUUGGUGUGUGGGAAGAGUCUGACUUUGCAUUGUGCCUAAGAACAGCCCUUAGCUGUGGUAUAUUGGCCAUAUACCACACCACCUCGGCCCUUAUUGCUUAAAUUAACUAUAGCCAUUGAAUUCUACCAUGCUGAUAUACCAAGCAUUAUAGGGAAAUAAUGGACGCUCUAGAAUGCCAUUCAAGCCAAUCAGAAACGAAUAUUCAACAAUGCCAUGGUGGAAUUAAGCAAUAAGGCCCGAGGGUGUGUGGUAAAUGGACAAUAUACCACGGCUAAGGGCUGUACUUAUGCAGGAUGCAACGCGGAGUGCCUGGAAACAGUCCUUAGCUGUGGUAUAUUGGCCAUAUACCACAAAACCCCGAGGUGCCUUAUUGCUAUUAUAAUCUGGUUACCAACGUAAUUAGAAGAGUAAAAAUAAAGGUUUUGUCAUGCCCAUGGUAUACGUUCUGAUAUACCACGUCUUUCAGCCAAUCAGCAUUCAGGGCUCGACCCACCCAGUUUAUAAUGAAUAAUAUUGACCUCUUAUGACACUGGUGUGAUCAGCUUUUUGUGUUUGAACCUCCAGAGGGGUGCUCCACAUGGACAACUCCAGCUAUGGGAUUGAGCCGCUGGUGUCUUCCUCGGACUUCCAGCACCUAGUGUACCGGCUGGAGGACGUGGUGUCGGAGCCGCUGGUGUGUGGCACGCCCCACACGGAACAACAAGCCCCAUCUGAACAGGACCACUCAGAGCAUCACUCUGACACACACAAACAGCCCGUCAGCCACCACCUCAGGGUGAGUUACCACAGGGUGUGUGCGUGCUACGUGUGCCUGUGUCUUCGUGCUGAUUUAUCUGCUUAUGGUACUGUAUGUGCUUUCUCCCCCCUUCAGAGAAAGCGGGCAGUGCUGCACCAGCCACACUAUGUAGAGCUGCUCCUGGUGGUGGAUAAUGAGAGGGUGAGUGAAUUUCCGACGGACAAACCUAGUGCAGCGACUGUGUUUUAUACAUCAUUUAAAAUCUCUUCCCCUCAACAGUACAUUUUGGCGAAGAGAUGAAGCACAUAUCUCAGGGAUUUUUCUGCAUAGAAAAUACUUUGGAUGAGCCUCUUGUGUUUAUCGGAGAAGGGGGUAGCUGCAGCUAAAUAUGGUGACAGGAGUAUGGGUGAGUGGGCGUGUGGAAAGGAGUGGUUGUGUCGAAAGCGGUUUUGACUGUGCAGAGUUUUUUUUCUUCCGUUUCUUACCACGCAAAACGGUCUUGAGUGACAACAAAUCUGUCCAAUUAGCUGAUUCGCUUUCCAUACUCCCACUCGCCCAUACUCCGGUCGCCAUAUUGGGCUGCAGCUACACAUACUUGUUUUUUCGGGCCGUCUUCGUUAAUACAGUGUACUUUUUUAUUUAUUUUUUACUUUUUUUUAUUAUUAUUUUUAUGGAAAAACGCUUUCAGUGUAAACGACUAAAAUCGGACAAAUUAUGUAGAAAAUAAAUGUACCUAUAUAUAUAUUUUCAAAUAUUUGAGAACUAUCACCAAAAUAAAAACGAGACAGGGAGAAUUGAAAAUGUUUGCGCGUAAGAACACCGCAUUAGCCAUGGCAAAAUACGAAAAUCUUUCUCUCGGCUCCAAGGCACAAUAUGUAGAAUUGCAGGCAAUUAGCUUUUAAAACUGCAACAUUUUCUCUCAGCCCCAUGGAGAAAUUUGUGAAAUGUCAGUAAAUUGGCUUAAAAAUGCGAGCAUUUCUCAACACCGCCAAGGUGUAGGCCUCAACUUUUCUUGCCAAGGGCCCGGACCGAAUUCAAUUGCAGCGACUGGCCGACCGCACCCAUUACAACGCCCAUCACCUAGUCCCUUUUUUGAUCCAGAAAAAAACCAUGAUCUUGUGAUUUCUUGAUGGCCUGUGUGAAAUCUAGCCUGGGUACCAGACCUAUUUUUGCUAUCAUUCCACUCCUUGCCACAUGCCAAAGAUAUGACAAGGAGUGGCAUGAUGGCACAAACAUGAUGCCCAGGCUAGUUGAAAUCUCCAUUGGGCUAAAUAUUUUUUUGUCCCAGUCCGUUUUAAACUUUUGGAACGAGGUCCUCAGGAAACCCUAGCCAACGCCCACCUCUGUCCUUUCCCUCUACAGUUCACCUACAUGCACAGGAAUGAGACUGCAGUGCGAGAAGAGAUGAUUCAUCUAGCUAACUACAUUGACAGUGUAAGUAUACAAAAAAGUAUGCAUACUACAAGUGCUCAAUCAGGGUCAAAUACCCUCAGACUCAGUAUGGCAUGAGUUGCAGUCAACGCUUGCAAUACCAAACAAGCCAAUUCCAAGUAUAUAAACCAAUGAUUUCUUCAUAGAUUGUGUUUAGAGUUUAGGGGCAACAUUUUUGUAUUGCAUAGAAAUUGUGCAAAACUUACCAUAAACCUCAUUUUAUAAUCUGGCAGCGUGAUUGAAACGUUUCUUUACCAAUGUACAUUAUAAAGAGGCGACUUUUAUUUUUUAAGACUCUAGUAAGUUUAAUAAAUGCUAGGAUAGUUAAAAAUUGCCUCUUUUUAAUGCAUAUUGUUGAAGAAAAGUAAAAAAAUUAGAUCACACUGCCAGAUAAAGGUUCACGGUAUUUUUUGCACGGAAAUGACGCCCUAGAUGUGUCUAUGGAUCUGUCUCAAUUUGUGACCUUCUUCCCAUUUCUCUGUAACAUCCAGAUGUAUGUGGAGCUGAACAUCCGUGUGGUGUUGGUGGGCCUGGACAUCUGGGCCAACGGGAACCCCAUCAGCAUCGAGGGCAGCGCCGGGGAGGUGCUCAGCCGCUUUGUCCAGUGGAGGGAGAAGGAGCUGGUGCCGCGGCGACGCCACGACAGCGCCCAGCUCAUCCUGUGAGUCCCUGUACAGUUUUGCAUCAUAUGAGGCAUUAUACAUCAUCGUAGUUUUUGCUCUCUUCUGAAAGUGCUUUAACUUGAAAACGUAACUACUGACGUCAACAACAAAAAAUAAAUGGAUUGUAUUAACAGUGGACUUAUGAACAAAAUACUAAAACGUCAUUUUUGAGUGAAGUUAUCCUUUAACCCCAUAGAAUACAGGGUUCAUAUUCAGCUUCUCUGAGUCAGAGUGCUGAUCUAGGACCUGUCUUGCCUUUACGAUCAUAAUGAGUAAGAUUACAUGGGCAGGGGUGAAUUGAUCCCAGGUCAGCAAUCCUACUCUGAGACACUUGAUGAACAUGGGCCCAGGAGAGGCAAAAUAGUAACGUAGCACUGGGUUUAUUAUGUCUCUCUCUCUUCAUAGUCUCUCUCUGUAUUUUUUGUCUCUCCAGGAAGAAGAACUUUGGGGGCACUGCUGGGAUGGCCUUUGUCAGCAUGGUCUGCUCGCGGAGUCACGGGGGUGGGAUCAACGCAGUAAGUUCCUCCCUUGGGACUCUGCUGAUUACUCUCCAAAAUGCAUCAUAUCGCGCAAAACACAUCAUACCAGUUAUUGCUCUGCACUGAAAGUGCUCUAUCUUGAAAACUUGACUGCUGACAUGCAACAUUUUUGGGGAUUAUAUUAACAGUGGACUAAUGAAGAAAAUACUUACAGAUCGUUUUGGAGUGUAAUAUUCCUUUAAUAUCCUCGCCUCAUACUCCGUGCAUGUCUCUGCGUAGUCGCUCCUUGUUCGAAAUAUACGAAAAAUCCUUUUAUUAUAUAGAAACUGCCGCCUUUAUACACCAAGGACGGUAACUAUAAUGAUACAUUAUACCUAACUAUAAAAGGUUCUACAGUAGCUUACACCUGUCAAUCAACUGAUCAACGAAUCCUACUGCACACUGUAGUUCUAUUAAUAAGGUGGGAACACAGACCAUUCAGAGCUUCAGGGUGUGUUCAGUGUCAUAGUGACAACUGCAAAUAAUACUUCAAUGUGUACAUGUAAUGAAACAUAAUAUAGAAACAUAUUUCAAUGUAGCAAUUCAACAACAAAUGCUGUUUAGCCUGCACCUUUUUUACGUCAUUGCUUUCCUCGUUGCUCAAGUGGUUUGCGAGUGAUCCCCGACGGUUCAUUUGGCCUAGGCCUUCAUUCAGCAAUUAACAAGAGCAAGCCUGCUCCUCUCCAUGUAAAGGCUAUUAGGCCUAGUAAAAAAACUAUAUAAAUACAUGUCCUAUAGCUUUUGUAGCGUAUAGCUUUUCCUGGAAUUUCACGAGAAAUUAGUAGGGAUGGGGAUUUGAAAUAAUUUCACUAUUCGAGUAGUAUCGUGAAUUUUGUCAGAUAUCCGGAUCUUCAUAAUACAUGUUUUUGUAAAUGUACGUUUUUAACCUGAGCAUUGCUGCGUGAGGAAGAGCCUGGUGCACUAUGACUGCAAAGGUGCCUGGUGAGAUGGGAGCGAGCAGACGGAGGCAGAGAGUGAGACGCUACUCUGCUACAGCCAAGACUAGCUAACUUUUAGCAGCCACAAUGUUAUUUAUCAUCCCAUAGAACAGUAGCCUAGGGAAUUGAGGCCACAUUUUGCGCUUUUUCUCCUUAACCCCAUUCAGAUAAAAAACAACAGCCUACCUGUUGGUUGCUUGUUGUAGUCUACUCUUUCUCAUUUCGCUAACUUUUAAUUCCGUAAUUGUAUUCUGUCUUGCAUUGCAUUUGUGAACUCUCACUACACUUGCUACACAUUGAACAACAAGCUACACACUUGAAGGCUACCGGACGGCUACCAGGCUUAGUUAUGGGGCGCCUGUCUUAAAAACUACAUUGAAAGUUAGUUUUAUUAAAUUAAUCAUUACAAAUGUCAUGGUAUAUCCUUGUAAGAAACAACGUCAUAUGGAUAUUUAAAUUUUAUCAAGAAAAGCCUUUUCAUUGAUAAAAUAGGCCUAUACAUUUUUUGGCCACAAAAAUUAAUACAAAUUCUAACGUCUUUUCGAAUAUUCAAACCUAUUAUAACCUAUUGUGUACCGGAACAGCUGGAAGAGAGAGGCUAUAGUUGUGUUAGCCAAAUUAAGAAGCUAAAUAUUAGGGCUAUAAAUAUGAACCUGUUAAAGUGCAAUACAUUUUUUUUUUUACAGAUUAGGAAAUGGCAGAUCUGUGUGUUCCUCCAGGCUGCGCUCUGCAGUCCCUAGGCUUGCAAAGCGCCACUCCACUAUUGAUUAGGCCUACGUUUUUAGACAGUAUCAUUAUUCUACCUAGGCUACAACAACACAGUGCAGUGAAUAAUGUAUUAUUGUUAUCAAGUGAGUACACAAUUAUUGUCUAGGGCUGUAAACUGCAGUGAUGUAGGAACAUUUGAGUAACCGCGCAAACACCCUGUUUUUAAUGCUUCAUGCUGAAAUAACUGCAUACAGCCUAGGCCUGAUUAUGCAACCAUUUGGAUUGGUUAUGGGUCUAUGCUCAACUGUUUACAAGGUCCAAAAAGGUACAGUACAUUAGCAGGCUACAUAUGGUGUAUUUCGAUCACACCAUCGCGCUCGCUCUCCUUUCAAACUCCCCGCCAGUUCUUUUGGCUCCUGUAUUUUACAUUCAGCAAGCAAGAGCAAGCUGGAAUCUCUCCUCAAUAGGCUAGUAGUAGUACAUAAAAUGUUUGAAAUCCGUGUACAACAAGCUAUUGUAGUCUAGCUUUUCCUGGGACUCCAAGACUAAAGAACAAUAGCUGUAGCUGAGAGACAGCGGAGAGGCCAGGUGCGUAAUGGCGCAAAGACAACCUUGAAGACAGACUAGAGAUGUGUAGCCUUAGUUAGAAGCGUAUGCAACCCAUCAUUCGUUAGCUAAAUAUUAGGCCUAAUACUGCAGUGAAUAGCCUAUACCCAAUGAAUUUACAAAGGGAAAUAUUUGUUUGACAGAUAGCCUAGGAUAGGGUACAUUGUGCACUUCCCAGGCUGCGCUACCAGUCCCUGUGGGCAUCCAGCUCGAAAACCUCUCCAAUUGAUUAAGCUUUUUAGGGACAAGAAAAUGAUCAUGACUAGGCUAUAACAAUACAAUGCAAUAAUGCCAUUUUUUAUUUUAUGUUUGUGGGUAUUUUACCCCCAUUUUUCUCCCUUAUUUCGAUCUUGUCUCAUCACUGCAACUCCCCAACAGGCUCGGGAGAGGCGAAGGUGGACUCAUGCGUCCUUAACACCUGCCAGCUUAACCCGGAAGCCAGCCGCACCAAUGUGUCGGAGGAAAUACCAUUCAACUGGUGACCGGGGUCAGCCUGCAGGCACCCGGCCCGCCACAAGGAGUCGCUAGAGCGCGAUGAACUAAUUAAAGCCCAACCGGCCAAACCCUCCCCUUGUGGCUCAGCCCGGGAAUGAACCCAGGUCUGUAGUAACGCCUCUAGCACUGCGAUGCAGUGCCUUAGACCGCUGCGCCACUCGGGAGGCCCCAAUAAUGCAGUUGUUAUAAAAAAAUGUGUGAGUAAAGAAUUCUAGUCUAGGCUGUAAACUGCAGUGAAUGUCAUUUCAAUAACCGCUAGAAAGCCAUGUGUUUUGAAUGCAUGUUUCAUUCCAAAAGAAUAAUAAUCUAGCCCAGUGGUUCCCAACCAGGGGUACCAGGACCUAGGGGGUACUUUGCCUAUCCACAGGGGGUAUUUGAGAAGACUCAUGAGACCAUAGACUUAGUUGUAAAAUGCGCUUAACACCCAAGUCAAGUUGAACUGUUCUUACAUGCCAGUAGAGUAAAGAUGGUAAUGGUGUGUGUCGCAAAUAGCACCCUUUUCCCUAUGUAGUGCACUACUUUUGACCAGAGCCCACUAUAUAGGGGGAUAGGGUGCCAUUUGGGACGUAUCAAUUGUGUGUCCACGCUGUUUAGCCUAUAGCCCUCAUUUGAUUUCUAAUGAACGUUCUAUGUCCUUCUCUGCCUUCAGUUCACCAACAACAACAUCCCGUCUUUUGCGUCUAUCGUGGCCCACGAGCUGGGCCACAACCUGGGCAUGAACCACGACGACGGGCGUAACUGCCAUUGUGGGGUCACCAGUUGUAUUAUGAACUCCACCGCCACGUGAGUUUUCCUCGACCCUCAGACUAAUUUUGCCGCUUUUCCACGGUGACCUGUCCUUACAUAAGGAGGGUCACAUAUUGCUCUGGGUGAAGUUUCCCCUAGGUACAGAUCUGGGAUCAGCUUCCCUUACCCCAAUCCUAACUUUAACCAUUAGUGGGGAAAAUGCAAAACUGACCUAGGAUCAGUGUCUAGGGUCAACUGCACUCUACACCGUCACAUAUCCUGGUACUAACCCCACCUCUUCUGUCUCUUACCCCCUCUCAGUGGCUCGCGGAACUUCAGCAGCUGCAGCGCCGACGACUUUGAGAAGAUGAUCCUGAACACGGGGGGCAGCUGCCUGCUUAACAUUCCGCAUCCGGAAGAGGCCUACAGUGCCCCCUACUGUGGCAACAAACUGGUGGACGUGGGAGAGGAGUGUGACUGUGGCUCAGACAAGGUGACCGUCAAAAAGUGAUAUGGUGCAGGGUUGGUAUCAUUUCCCUUUCAAUUAAAUCAAUUCAGGAAGUAAACUGAAAAAAUUGUAAUUUCUAUUUACUUCCUGAAUUGACUGAAUUGAAAUGGAAUAUACUCCAACCCUGAUAUGGUGGUGAUAGGCCCAUAGGCAGGGCUCUAAAGUGCUACCAUGAUUACGGAUAAUCAUGAAUGAAUUGUGAAUAAUGAUGAGUGAGAAUGUUACAGAGGCAUAAAUAUCAUACCCUCCAAAAAUCCUAACCUCCCCUGUUAUUGGUAAUGGUUAGAGGUUAGCAUGUCUUGGGGGUAUGAUCUCUAACUUUCUCAUUCAAGAUUCAUUCAUGAUUAUCCAUAAUCAUGGUAGCAUCCACUUGAAUGUAGAAGUGUUCAGAAACAUAUUUUAUUCAUGUACAAUAAAAGUUACUCCAAAAUGACACAAUACAUGAUUUACCAUUCAUUUCUAUAGGUCACGACAUAAUCGAAAACACAACCAAAACACAACCAAAAGGCGUGCUAGGAAUAUGGGACCAAAUACAAAUCUUUUGACUACUUUAAUACACAUAAGUGAAUUUGUCUAAAUACUUAUGACACCUUCAAAUGGGGGGGACUAGAUACAUAAAGUGCUUUCAUUUCUAAACGGUGAAACAGAUAUAUAUGAAAAUACCCUCAAAUAAAAAUUACUGCACGCUGUAGUUCUAUUAAUAAGGUGGGAACACAGACCAUUCAGAGCUUCAGGGUGUGUUCAGUGUCAUAGUGACAACUGCAAAUAAUACUUCAAUGUGUACAUGUAAUGAAACAUAAUAUAGAAACAUAUUUAAAUGUAGCAAUUCAACAACAAAUGCUGUUUAGCCUGCACCUUUUUUAUGUUAUUGCUUUCCUCGUUCCUCAAGUUGUUUGCAAGUGAUUUCAAUUUUUCUACUGGUUGUCAAUUCGUUUGGAUCUUUUUCGCUGUGCUCAUCUCUCUGUCUGUCCUGUGCAACCAUUUGCAAUGCAUCAGUGCAACAAUGUUAUCCCUGGCCAAAGUGAUCCCCGACAGUUCAUUUGGCCUAGGCCUUCAUUCAGCAAUUAACAAGAGCAAGCCUGCUCCUCUCCAUGUAAAGGCUAUUAGGCCUAGUAAAAAAACUAUAUAAAUACAUGUCCUAUAGCUUUUGUAGCCUAUAGCUUUUCCUGGGACUUCACGAGAACUGAGUAGGGAUGGGGAUUUGAAAUAAUUUCACUAUUCGAGUAGUAUUGUGAAUUUUUGUCAGAUAUCCGGAUCUUCAAAAUACAUGUUUUUGUAAAUGUACGUUUUUAACCUGAGCAUUGCUGCGUGAGGAAGAGCCUGGUGCACUAUUGCUGCAAAGGUGCCUGGUGAGAUGGGAGCGAGCAGACGGAGGCAGAGAGUGAGACGCUACUCUGCUACAGCCAAGACUAGCUAACUUGUAGCAGCCACAAUCUUAUUUAUCAUCCCAUAUAACAGUGCCUGUAUUGACUGGAGUAGCCUAGAUAAGCUAGCUAGCUAAGUUCUAAGCUUAAUAUAGGGAAUAGGGUGCCGUUUCAGACUACAAUAGUAUUUUUGUAUUUUUUUAGUCUGAUGGUGGCCUCCUCCACCCUGAUUUGUUCAUGAUGUUUGUUUCUCCCCCUAUAGGAAUGUGAGAAGGACCCGUGCUGUGAAGCCAAGACCUGCAAGCUCAUGGGUGGAGCACAGUGUGCCUAUGGAGUGUGCUGUAAAAAUUGUCAGGUAACUUCCAUUUAGUGUAGCACUGCUGUCUGUUAUUGAUAUUAAAAACCAAUUCAACCAUUAUAUAUUUUUUACAUGAACUACAGACUAGAAAGAAAGGAAUUUGAACAGCAGCAACAUUCACCAGAUACUUAAAUACUAUUAAGCUUUUUUCAAAUACUUUUAGCGUUUGCUUUAGCCUACCUAGUUUGCUAGAUAGUGCCUUCGAAACGUAUUCAUGCCUCUUUGACUUUUUCCACAUUUUGUUGUGUUACAGUGGGAUUAAAAUUGAUGUAAUUAUCAUUUUUUUGUCAACGAUCUACACAAAAUACUCUGUCAAAGUGGAAGAAAAUGUUUAACUUUUUUUUUUUUAUUAUGGAAAAUAUAAAAAAAUAUAGUGCUUUCUGAAAAUAUUCAGACCCCUUGACUUUUUCCACAUUUUGUUACGUUAAAGCCUUACUGUAAUUUCGAAUCUCAUAGCAAAGGGUCUGAAUACUUAUGUAAAUAAGGUAUUUCUGUUUUGUAUUUGUAAUACAUUUGCACACAAAAAAAAUAUCAAUUUUAGAAUAAGGCUAUAAUGUAACAAAAUGUGGAAAAGGGGAAGGGAUCUGAAUAUUUUCCGAAUGCACCUGUAUAUUUAUUAGGUAAGUAUUCAACCCCCUGAGUCUAUACAUGUUAGAAUCCCUUUUGGCAAUUACAGCUGAGAGUCUUUCUGGGUAAGUCUCUAAGAGCUUUGCACACCUGGAUUGUAUAAUAGUUGCCCAUUGUUCUUAAAAAAAUUAUUCAAGCUCUUUCAAGUUGGUGUUGAUCAUUGCUAGACAGCCAUUUUCAUGUCUUGCCAUUUACUUUCAAGCCGAUUUAAGUAAAAACUAACUAGGCCACUCAGGAACAUGCAGUGUUGUCUUGGUAAGCAACUCUAGUGUAUAUUUGACCUUGUGUUUUAGUUCAUUGUCAAGCUGAAAGGUGAAUGUCUCCCAGUGUCUGUUGGAAAGCAGACUGAACCAGGUUUUCCUCUAGGAUUUUGCCUGUGCUUAGCUCUAUUCUGUUUAUUUUUAUAGAAAAAAACCUCCUUAGUCCUUGACAAACAUACCCAUAACAUGAUGCAGCCACCACAAUGCGUGAAAAUAUGAAGAGUGGUACUCAGUGAUGUUGGAUUUUCCCCAAACCUAACGCUUUGUAUUCAGGACAAAAAGUUUAUUUCUUUGCUAAAUUCUUUGCAGUAUUACUUUAGUGCCUUAUUGCAAACAGCACCAUGUUUUGGAAUAUUUGUAUUCUGUACAUGCUUCCUUCUUUUCACUCUGUAAUUUAUGUUAGUAUUGUGGAGUACCUACAAUGUUGUUGAUCAAUCCUCACUUAUCUCCUAUCACAGCCAAUAAUUUCUAACUGUUUUAAAAUCACCAUUGGCCUCAUGGUGAAAUCCCUGAGCCAUUUCCUUCCUCUCCGGCAACUGAGUUAGGAAGGGCUUGGAGUGACUGGGUGUAUUGAUACACCAUACAAAGUGUAAUUAAUAACUUCACCAUGCGCAAAGGGAUAUUCAAUGUCAGGUUAAAAAAAGCAAUCUACCAAUAGGUGCCCUUCUUUGCGAACCAUUGGAAAACCUCCCUGGUCUUUGUGGUUGAAUCUGUGCUUGAAAUUCACUGCUUGACUGAGGGACCGUGUGUGAUGGGGUAGUCAUUUAAAAAUAAUGUUAAACACUAUUAUUGCACACAGAGUGAGUCCAUGCAACAUUUUUACUCCUGAACUUAUUUAGGCUUGCCAUAACAAAGGGGUUGAAUACUUAUUGACUCUAGACAUUUCAUUUCUUAAUUUUUUAUUAAUUUGUUAAUAUUUCUAAAAACAUAAUUCCACUUUGCCAUUGUGGGGUAUUAUGUGUAGAUCAGUGACACAAAAUCAAGAGGUGUGAAUAAUUUCUGAAGGCACUGUAGACAGGGUUUGCAGUUUUGCAACUAUUCAAAUUUUUCCAUUGAGCCAGGCACGCUCAGUCAAGCCCAGCUAAAGUAUUGAAGUUAUUUUGAACAGUUUGAACCCAGGUCUGAUAUUCACACAGUUCAUGUGAUGUCUUCUCUCUCUCAGUAUUUGCCAGGGGGCUCAGUGUGUAGAGGUAGCAAUGAUGAGUGCGACCUCUCGGAGUACUGCAACGGCUCAUCUGCACUGUGCCCAAGCGAUGUCUUCAAGCAGAACGGCCACCCCUGCAAAGUGGAUAAAGCCUACUGCUACAAUGGGAAGUGCCAGCACUACAAUGGACAAUGCCAGGCCAUCUUUGGCCCAAGUGAGUUCCCCUUUGCUCUGCAUAAGAGGAAUUCUGCUGCCUUCUAAAUCACAAAGUCCAGAACAAUUGCUCAUGAGUGCCCUCUGGUGGUACAAUUGUUCUCCCUGCAGUUCCUACUCUCUCCUGGUAGUACAAUAUUUACAAUAUCAAAUAAACCAGUGGACACUGUACUGUAAAUUCAUCAAUUUCCCACUUGUUGUACAGAGGCAAAGGCUGCCCCAGAGGUGUGUUUCAAAGAUGUCAACUCUAAGGGGGAUCGGUUUGGAAACUGCGGCUACCAAUCCCCUGGCUAUAAGAAGUGUGAGAGCAGGUCAGACAAAUUCCGUGACUUGCAUUCUUAUCUAUGUAUAAUCAACAGCAAAUACAGUUGUCAACAGUGUAUGUUGACGGCAUGAGGAAAAUGUGUACGUGUGUGCACCCGUCUGUCACUCUGUAUAGGAAUGCCAUGUGUGGGAAGCUGCAGUGUGAGAAUGUCCAGUCGGUCACCGUCUUUGGCAUCGAGCCCUCCAUCAUCCAGACGCCCAUCGCAGGAACCAAGUGCUGGGGCGUGGACUUCCUGCUGGGGUCGGACGUCCCAGACCCUGGCAUGGUGAACGAGGGGACCAAGUGUGGGGAGAACAAGGUAAGAGGAGCCAGUCGAACCGGUUGCAGGACCCCAAGGACCACUUUGGCAACAAGGGUUGGUUUUAGGAGCUAUCCUCUAGGGAUCCAUUGUACGUCUUACUGUAUAAUUUGUUUACCCAAAUAAAUUCCAUUAAAUUCUGUAGUCUGUCCUCUUUGUUAGAGACCAUUUCCAGGCGGUACAGUAGUAGCAAAGUCCAGAUGCAGUUAUUCGCGUCUGCGUACAGAAUUCGGUACACUGUUCUCCAUUCUCGUAGCAGCGUUUCGCUGUGCGUCUUCUCACUUUCUCGCUCCACAGGUCUGUUUGAAUUACGACUGUCGGAGCGCCGACGUGCUCAACUACGACUGUGACAUCCAGAAGAAAUGCCACGGUCACGGUGUAGGUCAUUCACUACUUCUAAAUAAUCGUCUCCGGGGCAGUGUCCUACUGGUGUUUGUCUGGGCUUUGUCUAAUGCGCUUGCCUCUGUCACCUUUUCCGCUUUUAGGUGUGUAACAGCAACAGGAACUGCCACUGUGAGAACGGCUGGGCGCCGCCCAACUGCGAAGCCAAAGGUUACGGAGGCAGCAUGGACAGCGGCCCUACGUGGAACGGUGAGUGACCAGCACAAACGCCCUCUCAGAGCAGACUCCAUGGGCGCAUCUGAAUCAUAGUCUAAAAAAUAAUAUUCUUCUCCUAAACUACCUGCUAUGAUCUGAAUACAUCUGUGUGUUUUGGAUACCGAAUGGGUGAAAGCAAUAUGGCCUAGUAAUUUAAUAAUUUAAUCUUACCUGUCCAGAAUAAAAAUAGAUUUUAUAUAUUUUUUCUAAGGGGACAAUAAGAAGCUACUUGAAGGCAGUUGAGAUGCAACACCUCGUGUCAGUCUGUCUGUGUUAUUUCCCAGGAUACAUUAAAGUACAGUGUUAGACAGGUUGAGUGGGACUGUUGGUCCCAUCCCCUGACUGUUGGUCCCACCCCCUGACUGUUGGUCCCUCCCCCUGACUGUUGGUCCCUCCCCCUGACUGUUGGUCCCUACCCCUGACUGUUGGUCCCUACCCCUGACUGUUGGUUCCUACCCCUGACUGUUGGUUCCUACCCCCUACAGACAAGGACACCUCCACCAGGGAUGGGCUGCUGGUCUUCUUCUUUCUGGUACUGCCUCUGAUGGCGCUGGGCCUCUUCGUCUUCUUCAGGAGGAAUGAGCUGCAGAGGCGCUUCUGCAGGAGGAAAAGAUCCCAGGGCUACGAGUGAGUCCACUUUAUCAACUUCUCUUAGUCUGCGUCCCAAAUGUUAUUCUAUUCUAUACACCAAAUUCCUUUGCCAUAUAGACCAUAUUUGUUUCAUGAUUGCCCUUGACUUACUUUAAAGACACAAUAUGUAGAAUUUAGCUCAGCCGAUUACUGGUUUCUAAAAUUCUGAAGGUUCUGCCUGAUUCCAGCUUAUGUGACACAACAAGCAAGUGUAGAGAAUCAUUGUACAAUCUAAACCACUGUGAAAUAUCUGUUCAAUAACAAAAAAUAUGUUUUCAGCAGGUUUGAAGCUGAUGUACAAAGAAACAAAAACGAAACUUAUGGAGAGGAAGCAUACAAAUAUUACACAUAGAACAGAUCUACCGCUUGUCAGACUUGAUGUCACUAUCCACGUUUCCAUCCACAAUUUCUAUGCGAGUAAUGUCAUAUCGUUAAAGAAAAUAAUUAUGACAGCUGUGAUGGAAACAGGAAGUUUCGGUAUAAUUUUAUAAAUGCCGACAGAUGAUUUGUUCCUUCGACAUUACAUUUACAUUUUAGUCAUUUAGCAGACGCUCUUAACCAGAGCGACUUACAGGAGCAAUUAGGGUUAAGUGCCUUGCUCAAGGGCACAUUAACGUCAUUUAGCAGACGCUCUUAGCCAGAGCGACUCACAAAUUGGUGCGUUCACCCUAUAGCCAGUGGGAUAACCACUUUACAAUUUGGGGGGGGGGGGGGGGGGGGGUUAGAAGGAAUACUUUAGCCUAUCCCAGGUAUUCCUUAAAGAGGUGGGGUUUCAAAUGUCUCCGGAAGGUGGUGAGUGACUCCGCUGUCCUGGCGUCGUGAGGGAGCUUGUUCCACCAUUGGGGUGCCAGAGCAGCGAACAGUUUUGACUGGGCUGAGGGGGAGCUGUGCUUCCGCAGAGGAAGGGGAGCCAGCAGGCCAGAGGUGGAUGAACGCAAUGUCCUCGUUGGUGGCACGGUGAUGAGUUUAAUGCCGCUUUACAAAAAAUAUCGAUGGUCUUAUACUGGUGACAUGAUGAUCGAUGCUUGACUGCCGUUUGACAAAUAAAAAUAUUCUUGCUCUUAUCCAUAAUAAUCUCAUCAUGUAGACUAGCUUACCCGUACUGUAUCUGCGAGCUGUUGAUUAGAGCGCAGGUGCCAAGACCAGAGUAGGCACAUUUGCUAUUUAACGCAACAGUUUUUGUAACAAAACUAUCGGUAGAGUUGAAAAUGCGAUGGAAACACAUUGAACUUUAGAUUUUAAGCGAAAAAUACAUUUUGUGUGAACUACGUCAUCACGCACUGAUUUUUAUCCGCAACAAGUCUAUUUGGUGGAAACAUACCACUGGUGGGAAAAUGCACAUGUUUUCUUUAUGCGGAUUCUAGAAUAUUCACAUGGAAAUCUGUUGCCAAUUGGAUGGAAACCUAGCUACUGACAACGACAGAUCUAUAACUUGCAUUUCUAUCUGAAAUGAACACAAAACUACAUAAUAGGAAAUGCUUGUUUGUUUUUUACCUCUUGUGCACAGGGCUGACAGCAGACCUCAGGCCAACACUAGCCGAGGCCCUCCUCCGAGAGUCAACCCCAACACCAUUGUCAAAGACGGA